GUGAGCCCAUCUGUUGUACGCCAUCAAAAUCCGCCAUUCGCUAAAUCAUUUUCCAAGCACGAGGAAACAUACAAAGAUGAUAAGGAGAAGGUUCAAAGAUGGAGGGAUGCAUUUGCAGAGGCUGGAAAAUUAUCAGGGAUGAGGUUGAGUGCAUCAAUAAGGUAGUUGAUUACAUAUUACCAAAGUCGCUUCAAGUUAUCCCACUGUCUUCCGGAAGCUUAGUGGGUAUGGAACCUCAAAUUGGGAAAAUAAUCUCAUUAUUAGAUACGGAAUCAAAUGAUGUUCGUUCCAUUGGAUUAUGGGGGAUGAGCGGUAUCGGCAAGACAGAAAUUGCAAGUGUUAUAUAUGAGAGAUAUCGUCAUCAAUUUGAAGCUGAUUGUUUUCUUGGUGAUGUUGGAGAAAUGUACCUGAAAAAGGGACUUACAUGGUUACAACAAGCUCUCAUCCAUAAGCUAUUGGGGAAAAAUAUACCUAUAACUAGUGAACGUGAAGGUGCCAUAAUUAUAAAGAAUGGGCUUCGCUGGAAGAAAGUUUUGGUCAUUCUUGAUGAUGUAAACCAUCUAAGUCAACUAGAGCUUAUAGUUGGAGGGACAGAGUGGUUUGGUAGGGGUAGUAGAAUUUUGAUUACCACGAGGGACAAGCACGUCAUAAUCGCUCAUGUCAAGGAGGAUAAAGUGUAUGAAGUCCAACUGUUAUCCGAGAAUGAUGCACUUGAACUGUUCUAUAUGCAUGCUUUCAACAGAAAUUCUCCAGAGAGAGAUUUUGAGGAACUUUCAAGGGAAGUGGUGAAAUAUGCUGAUGGGCUCCCUUUAGCUCUUAAAGUUUUGGGUCCUUCUUUUUGUGGACGAAACAAAGAGCAAUGGAGAGAUAUAAUUGAUAGACUGAAGAAAAUCCCUAAUGAUGACAUUUUAGGAAAACUUAAGAUUGGUCUUGAUGGAUUGAACAAGGAUGAGAUGAGGAUAUUUCUAGAUAUCGCAUGCUUGUACAAUUAUAAAUCAAUGGAUCAUGUGGCACUAAUACUUAAGAGUUGUGGUAUUCAUCAGUCGAUAGGAAUAAGCCGCCUCAGCGAAAAAUCUCUCUUAUCCUUCAGUAGAUAUGACCACACAUUUAGGAUGCAUAGUUUGAUAAGACAAAUGGGUGAAAAUAUGUUGAGGGAAGAGUAUGCAAACAGCAGAAUAUGGCUUCAUGAGGAGGUUAAUGACCUUUUUGCUGGAAAGUUGAAAACAAAAAAGGUGGAAAGCCUAUGGAUUCCAAAAGGUUUUGAUUUUGAAGAUGAUCGUGUCAAUCAUAGCAAGGUAUUCAAGAGGAUGAAAAGCUUACAGGUGUUGAUACUUGGUGAAACUGUUUGGUCAGAUUUUCUUUUUCUUGUCAUGGCUGAAACUAUUUGCUCGCGUAGCAUUAUCACUUGUCUUCCUUCUAGCCUGCGGUGGAUUGAAUGGCCAAAUUAUCCUUCAAGAUUAUUGCCAGAGAGGUUUGAACCAUCACACCUCGUUGGCCUUUGUUUAAAGGGAAGUCGGCUUGUCGAACUUUGGCCAAUAUCAAAGAGAUUGAGCUACUUGAAGCAUUUGGAUCUAAGCAAGAGCCUUGAGUUAAGAAAAACCCCUAAUUUUGGUGACAUGCCAAACCUGGAGAGACUAAUAUUAGAGGGGUGUAAGAAUUUGGAAGAGGUCCAUCCCUCUCUUGGACAUUGCAGAAUGCUUGCUUCUUUGAAUUUGAGGGGUUGUAGCAAACUUAAGAAGCUUCCAAAAUUUGUUUCCAUGGAAUCUCUUGAGAAUCUCAACCUCCGUGAAUGCACAAGUUUAAGAAAAUUUCCAAAAAUCUAUGGAAAUAUGCGGCGCUUAUCAGAACUCUAUGUUGAAUCCCCCUGGAUAAGAAGCUUACCCCUCAUGUCUCUUAGCGGCCUGAGCAGGUUACAUUUGUACUAUUGUGAAGAUCUUGAAAGUAUUCCAGACACUAUUAUUCAAAAUCUUAGAUAUCUGGACAUUUCGGGCUGCAAUAAACUUGCAGCGCUGCCAAACAGCCUCUCUGAAUCACAGCAAUUGGAGCAACUUAGCAUAUACCACUGUUCUAGAUUGGUAGAGCUCCCCAUAUCUCUUAGAGUUCAAAGAAAGCUUGUCCGGUUAGCCUUAGACAGAUGUGAGAACUUAAAGAAGCUCCCGAAUUCCAUUCAGAUGAAAUCCCUUGGUUAUCUCGGUAUAUAUAAUUGUCCAAGAUUAGAUACAUUUCCAGAAAUCAAUGGAGAUAUGCGUUGCUUGAAACAUUUGACUGUGAAUUCUACAGAAAUAAGAGAACUACCUUCAUCCAUUGGGAGUCUGAGCGGCCUCAAUACUGUCAAUCUGGAAGGUUGCGAAGAUCUUGUAAGUCUACCAAACAGCCUCCGUAAUUUGACGAAUCUUCAAAAGCUUAUUCUCUGCGGCUGCAAAAAGCUAGAGAACCUUCCGGAAAACAUUAGUGAUCUGCAACAGUUAAGGUUACUUGAUGCAAGAGGAACUGCUAUCUCCCAACCGCCUCCCUCCAUCAGCAAGCUUGGCAAACUGAGGAGUUUAAGAUUCUCACGUGUUGUACAACUUCAACAUUCCUCAAGUUUUGUUUUGCGCCAGCUUUCAGCUUUAUCCUCCUUGACUUAUCUUUAUCUUAGUAAUCUCAAUAUAUUGGGUGGACUUUCUGAGGAUCUUGGAUCUUUGCACUUUCUGGAAUAUUUAAAUGUAAGUGGAAGCAAUAUUUCUUGUUUACCUAACAGCAUCAAUGAACUCUUAUGCCUUGAACGUCUGAACGUACAAUUCUGUAAGGGUCUUACUGAACUGCCAGGAGAGCUACCCCCGAAUUUACGGGUGCUAUGUGCAGACUAUCAUUUAGCCUUGAAGAGCAUCAGAGAUCUAGUUUUGAAGUGUGUUAACUUGGAAGAGAUCUCAAUAUCAUGGUGUGGUCAUGAAAUAACCGAAUGCAGAACUGUCACAAGUAACCAAGUUAAUGUGUUCAAGUUCCUACAUCAUUUUCUUAGGAGAUCUAUCCAGAAUGACUUCUUCCGCCAAAGGUGGAUAAGAUUUAGCAUUUCAUUUCCCCAAGGCAAAAUUCCCGAGUUUUUCACUUAUCAGUUUAUAAAUCAAAACACAAUCUCAGUUAAUCUGAACCCAUCUUGGUAUACUGAUAAAUUCAUGGGUUUUUCGAUAUGCUACCAAGUUCAUGGAGAGGAAAAAGAUUCAAAAGUUACUCCUACAUUGGUCUGCAGAUUAUUCGGCCUAGAAACAUUACUUGGAUCGGAAGAUCCCCUUUGCUUAUAUGAUUCGCCAAAUGAUAAUACUGCUCCCGGCAUGCUUUUUAUCUACAUACCAUUUCAAAUAUUUGGGGACCAUUUUAAGCCUUUAGGCACCAAAGCGAAGAACCCAAAUGAUUAUUGCCUAUUUGAGGUAUCUGUAAUGUCAGGGAAGGAAGGGUGCUGGGGAAUUCGCCUGGAGUAUGAGAAUAAAGUUAGGAGAUGGAGAAGGAAGGAAUGUGUGACACAAAGUCCCAAACUCCAUCCAGUUCUGCAAAAAGAUAAUGCAAUGACAACUGAAAUUGGUUGUUCUAUGGUAUUUAAACAACAAGAGUACACAUCAUGCACUUCUAGUUCGCAGGUGUUUGUUGAAAAUAACAUCGCAACAGAGAGGGGACUACAUUUGUACUAUGAGAAUAAAGAUCUAGAGGUGGAUCAAGCAGCAACGGUAUUACAAAAGGAACAUGAAUCUCAGAAUGUUGAGCUGAUUGGAGUGUGUGAUAAGCCAUUAAGGAAGAUGGACGACGCUCCGAAAAAGAGAAAGAAAAAUUGAAAGAUGGCAGGGGAAAAUGAGAACCAACUAGCUUGCAUGACUUUGAUUGGAUCGUGAGAAACCUCUUACUUUGAUAGCAUAAAUCAAGGAAGCAUCUAUCCAAUCAGAUUUUCAGCACAAAGAAGAUGUAAUGGAACAAUUUCUCAACAUCUAAGCUAAGCGUUAAGAGCUUUGCAAGGAAAUGGCUGAGGAACAAAGACCUCGCUCAAAAGAGACUCUUCACGUACUCAAUUGGAAUGCUCUUACCCUUACUUAUCUCUUUACUCAGAGAAGUCCCUCUCGGAGCUAUUCCCGGCGUUGUGUCUUCUUUCUCCUUACUCUAGGAAUGAAGCCGUAAGCCGAACAGAAUACGGACUUGAUUGCUUAUUUCAUUCCAUCUACAAGAGCAAUACCUCACAGGCUAAAGCAGGAACAAGGGGCGUAAGCAGUCUUUAGAAGUCUAAACUAGAAAGACUUACGAACCACUUAGGAAGGAUAAGAGCCGUAGCUACAAAGCAAAAGAAGUUGUCGGAGGCGAUGCGACGUUACUCACCUCAGCCUCUCUGGUGGCAUUAGUUACCAGAUUCAUUCAGUGACAGCGUUAGGAUAAAUGUUGGUGUCUCCCUGGUAGGCAAAACACUUGUUGUGAUGGGUUUUGGGAUGGUUGGAUCAGAAGUUGCAAGGCGAGCUAAGGGGCUUGGCAUGCAUGUUAUUGCUCAUGACCCAUAUGCCCCUGCUGACCGUGCACGUGCUAUUGGGGUGGAACUUGUGAGCUUUGAUGAAGCCCUCGCAUCUGCUGAUUUCAUCUCACUUCACAUGCCCCUCACCCCUGCUACAAAGAAGAUCCUGAAUGAUGAAACUUUUGCAAAUAUGAAAAAGGGUGUACGGAUUGUGAAUGUUGCUCGUGGGGGUGUGAUUGAUGAAGAAGCUUUGGUGAGGGCACUUGAUGCAGGCAUUGUGGCACAGGCAGCACUUGAUGUUUUCACUGUGGAGCCGCCAUCAAAAGAUAGCAAGUUGAUUCAACAUGAGAAUGUGACUGCAACUCCACAUCUUGGUGCUAGUACUAUGGAAGCUUAGGAAGGUGUGGCAAUUGAGGUAGCGGAAGCAGUUGUUGGCGCUUUGAAAGGGGAGCUCUCUGCUACAGCUGUCAAUGCACCUAUUGUUCCUGCUGAGGUUCUAUCAGAGCUGAAGCCUUAUGUCGUGCUUGCCGAAAAACUUGGUAGACUUGCUGUCCAGCUAGUUGCUGGUGGAAGUGGUGUGAAAUCAGUGAAAGUAACAUAUGGUUCAGCUAGAGCACCCGAUGUUCUCGACACAAGACUGCUUCAUGCCAUGAUAACUGAAGGCUUGAUUGAGCCUAUUUCCAGUGUUUUCAUUAACCUGGUUAAUGCAGAUUUCACUGCUAAACAAAGGGGACUACAGAUAGCUGAAGAACGAAUUCUUCUAGAUGGUUCACCAGAAAGUCCAGUUGAGUUCAUUCAGGUUCAGAUUGCCAAUGUGAAAUCCAAGUUUGCCAGUGCUAUAUCUGAUUCAGGAGAGAUUAGAGUGGAGGGUAGAGUUAAAGAUGGAGUCCCUCAUUUGACAAUGGUUGGAUCUUUUGAAGUGGAUGUGAGCUUGGUGCUAAUAAACAAUUCGACUGUGCGAUUAGAGGUAUCUACUACAUUGAGUUAUCAACUUGACAUUUUGUAUUGGCCAAAGUCACACUUGAUCUAAGAUAUGUUCAAUUGAACACUUCUGGUACUUAAAAUUUUGUUCCUAUUAAACACUUUCUGGAUAAUCGACAAAGAAAUAAAGAGUGUAAUACACUUGCCAAUGA
This is a messenger RNA of Nicotiana attenuata, 5598 nucleotides long. RefSeq names its product TMV resistance protein N-like. Gene Ontology annotation, biological process: defense response. Bases 99 to 3806 code for a protein of 1235 amino acids. The transcript is spliced from 10 exons. Gene Ontology annotation, molecular function: ADP binding. The record is from RefSeq and is a predicted model, not a curated record. NCBI's taxonomy places the organism in Eukaryota, Viridiplantae, Streptophyta, Magnoliopsida, Solanales, Solanaceae.